Messenger RNA from Rotaria sordida, 981 nucleotides. The record is from the annotation of a GenBank genome assembly. NCBI's taxonomy places the organism in Eukaryota, Metazoa, Rotifera, Eurotatoria, Philodinida, Philodinidae.
AUGACUGAUGAAUUUACUCAAUCAUUAGAAUAUAUCUCUGAUCAACUCAAUAGAUAUGUAGCACCUAUAAUUUUUAUUGUUGGUGUAGUAGGAAAUAUUCUAAAUUGUCUUAUUCUAUCAAAACGAACACUUCGAUCAAAUUCAUGUGCACUACUUUUUUUGAUUUCAUCUUUUACUAGUCUUAUCUCCAUUCUAAUUGGUUUACCAACUCGAAUAUUAGCUGGUUGGCACGUUGAUCCAACAAAUACAUUUGAUUGGGCAUGUAAAACUCGUGUUUUUAUUGUAUUUAGUACAAGAACAAUGUCCAUAUGGUUAAUUACAUUAGCUACAAUUGAUCGAUGGUUAUUAUCAUCUAUUGAUAUUCAUCGUCGACAAAUGAGUAAUUUAAAAAAUAUUAAACGAGUAAUUUUUAUCGUUGUAAUUCUAUCGAUUGUUUUUUAUAUUCAUAUGAUUUGCUGUUAUAAAGCUAAUAUGAAUGAUGAACCAUUAAAAUGUUAUGGUAAAUCAGUUGAAUGUCGUAUUAUGACUGAUUUAAUUUAUGCUAUUAUAACAAUAAUAAUUCCAUUAAGUUUAAUGAUUAUAUUUGGUUUAACUAUUAUUUCAAAUGUACAUCAUAUUCAUACUCGUGUACAUACACGAACAAUUAUAUCAACAGUUAUAUCAUCAAGAACAGAAGAAUUAAGAAUAAAAAAAAUUGAUCAUCAUUUAGUUCGAAUGUUAUUAGUACAAGUUCUUCUUUUAACUAUAUUUUGUAUUCCACAAGCAAUACAAAAAUUUUAUAUUACAUUUAAACCACAUAAUUUACUUAGCAAACAAGAAGAUGCUUUAAAUCAUUUUCUAUAUAAUAUUGAAGUAAUUCUAGCUUUUAUAGCAAGUGGUAUGCCAUUUUAUGUUUAUACAAUAAGUGGCGGUACAGUUUUUCGGAAAGCAUCAAAAGAUUUUAUGAAAGAAGUCUAUCGAAAAUUGACUUGUCAAUUAUAA